This is a messenger RNA of Vicia faba (fava bean), 558 nucleotides long. NCBI's taxonomy places the organism in Eukaryota, Viridiplantae, Streptophyta, Magnoliopsida, Fabales, Fabaceae. The record is from the annotation of a GenBank genome assembly.
AUGAUAAUUCACAGCACGAAAACCAGUAAGAAACAUCUUAGAGAAAAGGCAUAUAUGGUUGAGAAAGAAAAUUCUCAUUCGUUGCCAGAUUGGGCAGCGGAAUUGGAGGAAUAUGCAGGUCUUGUGCAAGACUUUUUUUUGUUUCCACAAAUCGUUGGAAACUUAAUCUGGCAAAUCAAUUGUAAACCACUGAGGAAGCUGUAUUUCAUCGGAAUCACUCUAAUAAGACUUCUUCCUCAUGUAUAUGACUACGUUCGAGCUCCGGUUCCAAAUCCUUACUUUACCGAGGACUCAGAAUUUAUCAAUCCAAGUUUGGAUUUUUACUCAAAAUUCGGUGACAUUGCUAUCCCCGUGACUGCAAUUAUUCUUGCAAUUUUGGUCUAUAUUCAACAAAGAUUGGGCUAUGGCAAGUUGAGUGAGGUUCUGACAUUUGGGCGAUAUAAGCUUCUUCCAAGUUUCAGAUAUCAAAGGUUGGAUUCUAAGUCCUCUGAAACAGAACUAGUUUCAGGCAUCAAUGGUAGUGGUGAAAAUGAGAAAGAACAAGAUGAUGUAGAAUGA